AUGAUUCUUUUAAAUAUCCAUCGUCCUAUUUUACUUUUCUCCUAUCUUCUUAUGAUUGUUGUACCAUCGAUCAAUUCAAGCCGAUUUCAAAUACGAAAUUCUUCAUCAUUGAAAUGGAAACCAGCUCAAUACAAACAAAUUGCUAAGUAUUGUUAUAUUGAUGAUUAUCCGACAUGGUUACAACAGCAAUAUGAAUUUAUGAUAUGGUUCGAAUUGGCUAUGGCACUUAAAUUACCUAUUUAUGAAGAUAAACAAUUUCAACGUGAAUACAAACUAUAUCGUCUUCAAUAUGAAUGUUUACGUGCUGUUGAACGUUUACCGGUUUCAUUUGGUCCUGGAUGA
Messenger RNA from Rotaria sp. Silwood2, 342 nucleotides. NCBI's taxonomy places the organism in Eukaryota, Metazoa, Rotifera, Eurotatoria, Philodinida, Philodinidae. The record is from the annotation of a GenBank genome assembly.